AUGGGAAGAGAGAUCGACUGGGAAGAUUUUAAAAAGGAGUUUGAGCGUAAAUACUUCCCACCUGAAGCAAAAGACCGGCUGGAGAUUCAAUUCUUGGAGUUAACUCAAGGCAACCGGAAAGUCAGGGAAUAUGAGGCCGAGUUUACAAAGCUAAGGAAAUAUUCUCCUUAUGGACCAAGGAAUGAAGGUGCACUAAUUCGAAGGUUUAUAAGAGGAUUGCGAGCGGAUUUGGCUAGCCGACUGGAUGUAGUGAAGUUUCAUAGCCUUUAUGAAUUGGCGGAGAUAGCGGUAAAUGUUGAAGAAGGUAUGGAAAAGGAGCUAGCCAUGAUGAAGCAUGCAGAGCCAUCUCGCAGAACUGAAGGGCUAGGAAUACUAAGAAUGAAUAAUAAAGGACAAUUUAACCGAGGGAGAGGCCGAGGAAGAAAGAAUGACGGACGGUUUAGGAAUGGUCCAAAUGUGUGUUACACUUGUGGUGGUACAUGCCAUUUUUCUAGCAGUUGUCUUCAUAGUCAGGGAAGGAAAGCCCCUGUUAUUCUACUUGCUUCUCGUGUGGUUACGCUUCCAGCACAACCCACUAGACUAGCGAUUGAACCAGCCCCGAAGCGCCAGGCAGUUGGAAAGCAAAUGAAUGCUUUAGAGUUAGGAAAGCCCGAACCACAACAGCCCCAUCAGGGCCCGAUCACAGGAACAUUGUGCAUUGGUGGAGUUUAUGUGCAUGUUCUCUUUGACUCGGGUGCCACACAUAGCUUUGUGAAACCCGAGGUAGUGUCGAGUUUUAAGGGAACCUUUACUAGAGUAAAGGUAGGUGUGGUGCAGCCUGGGUAUGGCUUCUGCUCCUGGAUCACUUGA
This is a messenger RNA of Brassica napus (rape), 849 nucleotides long. RefSeq lists its product as uncharacterized. Gene Ontology annotation, biological process: proteolysis. Bases 1 to 849 code for a protein of 282 amino acids. The transcript is spliced from 2 exons. Gene Ontology annotation, molecular function: aspartic-type endopeptidase activity. Lineage: Eukaryota; Viridiplantae; Streptophyta; Magnoliopsida; Brassicales; Brassicaceae. The record is from RefSeq and is a predicted model, not a curated record.